UUUCGGGGAUCUCGGAAACGGCUGUAAGGAUUUCGAUGAAGUUUACUAAGUGGAUUUGCGGGGGCAAAAAAUUGAUCUAGCUAGGUCGUAUCUCUGGGAAAACGUCCAUUUUUGAGUUUUUAUAUGUUUUCCGAGCAAAGCUCCGUCUCCCAGAUAUUAGGUAUAUAUUAAUUCUCAUCUGUCCCCGCAUUUAAAGCCCGACCAGAAAUAUAUGAUCAUUGUCAAGAGGGCGCUGUUAUUUUCAUAUAAAGGGUGACAGUUUAGUAUGAAAAAAAUAGUUCCAGUGAAAUUCCGCAAUAUGACGCGUGAUCAUAUAUUACUGCCUGAUGGCUUUAUGUAUGUUGGCCGUCACGUGAUAUUGGGACCAAAAAAAUACAAUUCAAGUAGCCCCUCUAUACUAAAUUCCGAAAAGCUACACUUCAAAGUUCGUGUUCAUACAUUUUUUCGUCGUUCUCAUAUAGUUUAGACAUCGAGCUGUCAACGUAAGUGCCAAUUAUGCGAAUGAUGCGGUCGGCCUCGCAUUUAAUGGUGGCCACACACGCGCCAAACAGAGCGACAGUUUACAAAAUAGUUUUUUUGGACAUAUUUUGCACUUUACAAUCCCAAAUUUGUCUGCAAAAAUGUAUGAAUCGUGCAUCGUGCCACUUCGCAUUCGUCGCCCAGCUAACAGCUUUGUUUACACUGUUUUAUUGUAUUCUUGCUAAUAAUUAGAGUCCGACUGAAGUGUCGGUUUCGGCAUAAAUAUCAUGUUUCGGCUGAAUUAAUUUUAAUUUUUAACAAGCAGAAUUGUCUGCGAACGAUGCUAUUAAGCUUAGAAUAAAUUUUAAAGUGGAAAAAUUACUGUCUUGGGUGAGACUUGAACUCACGGAAAUGUUCGGUUUCGGCCUAAAACUGCCGAAUUUUACGGCCGCACAUUGUGCUUUCAAUUCAGAUUGCGUUCGGCUAGUUUUCUAUAAUGAUUAUUGAAUACUAAUAGUAGUUAAAAUUAAUUUAACUGAUGUCAUGGAAUUUUAAAUGUUUGUAAUUGAUUUUAUCAUUAACAACGAAAUGAAAAUAGUUCAGGGCGCUUGAACACGCGAUAAGUAUUAGGCAGUUGUUUCAGAAUUUAUUCUCUAUUCACCGUCAACUGUGCACUGUGACCUGUAUCAACAUGGAAAGGUUCAACAUGAAAACCACGUGGUGGCAAAAAUACAGACACGCCAAGAACCAUCCCAGCCGGCUGAGUGUGGAAAUGGUCCUGCGCAGGAGCUUCGCGCAGGUGCUGAGAGAUUAUGUGCAGCAUUGCUCACUCGCGGGAAUCAAGAAGGUGUGCGAGCGGGACAUCCCGGUCAGGCAUCGAAUCUUUUGGACCAUCCUAACCGGCUUCACCUACGGCGCAGUGAUCUACAUGCUCAUGAACAUCUGGAAGGCCACAUUAAGCAAACCCCUGCUCGUGACCAUGGACUCUUCCACGUACCCCAUCGCCGAGAUUGACUUCCCUGCCGUCGCCGUGUGCAAUAUUAAUCGGAUUAGUAUGAAGUCAGUUAAAAAGCUUGCGGCGGAGAUUUACCAAAACAGGAAGGGAACGCAUCCAAACACCACCCUGAACGACAUCGAAUGGUAUCUGUUGCAAGGUGGUCGGCUCGUGGACUAUUCCUACAACGAAACUCUUAGACUACGUCUCCUGAAGUUUGCCACUCACGCGCAGGACACACGAAAAAUCGUAUAUGGUAUGGAACGGCUGGCUCCAUCCUGCAAUGAAAUGCUACUCCGUUGUUCCUGGAGCGGACAAGAAGUGAACUGCAGCGAGAUAUUCACCAUGCGGCGUACUGUUCUGGGGCACUGUUGUGCCUUCAACUACGUGCUAAAGUACAACUCCAUGGGCAGGCCAGAUAAAACCAAGAACCUGAUCGCGUCUGUGAUGCGGCAGAAGCAGGCGGGCAUGUAUCACGGGCUCAUCGUAGUAUUAGACCCGCUUCUGGAAGACUAUGGCUAUCCUCUGCGGAGCGUGGAUGGUUUUGAUAUAUUUCUGUUCGACCCAACUCACUUCGCGGAUCCGAGCGGUGGGCGCGUGCUGCAGCGGUUGUCCCAGCCCAAUGAAGCCAUGGUGUUAGAGCUGCGAUCAGUCAGGCAGAUUGCCACGACAGAAGUCAGGAAGUACCCCCUUAGCACUAGGAAAUGUCUCUUCCACGACGAGGUUCCCGAACACUUCGGAAAUAUGUACUCAUAUAGCGCAUGCAUCGCGCGCUGCAGAAUCAAGACCAUCCGCUCUCUCUGCAAGUGCACGCCUUACUUCUUGCCUGCUGGCAACAAUAGUGUCUGCUCACUGGUGGAUCUGUGGUGCCUCAACAAGUAUAAAGAAAAACUUCUCUACUUCUACCCGUUCAACUCGAACGCCAAGUUCGGGCUAGAGAUGGAGCGCCUAGACUCGCUCUACUGCCCCGAGUGUCUGCCGGACUGCGAGUUGACCAAGCACUCCACCAAGUCGUCCGUGAUUCCGUUCAGGGAUCGAGGACUCGGAGACCAGCCAGUGCUGCCGGACAUUGCGAAAGGCCUGAACGUCACAGAAUCAAGUAACUUGGCGAUGGUGUACAUCUAUCAACCAACAAACGACGGGGUUUUGGACCGACUCGAUGUGGUGUCCUACUGGUAUGAAAUACUGAGUAACAUCGGCGGUUUCGCAGGCAUCCUCGUGGGAUUCUCUAUCAUUAGCGUAGUUGAGAUCAUUUAUUAUUUUGUCGUCCGUUUCAUUCAAGUUCUGUGUUCGAACUGGAAAUUAUAUUAUUAACCUUUUGACCGCCACCGUCGGCUAUGGCCGACAUCUGAAAUACUUGCCAAGGACGCCAAUGACGGCUACAGCCGACAGUUUCGCCAAUGCAAUAGGGACUAACGCGCGACUCCGUAAAGUUCAAUUUCGUUUAAAUAAUCGUGAUCGCCUGCGUCCGGGGCACGGCAAAUUCCUUUGC
This is a messenger RNA of Cydia pomonella (codling moth), 2945 nucleotides long. RefSeq names its product sodium channel protein Nach-like. The record is from RefSeq and is a predicted model, not a curated record. Gene Ontology annotation, molecular function: ligand-gated sodium channel activity. The coding region runs from base 1151 to 2767 and encodes 538 amino acids. The transcript has 11 exons. NCBI's taxonomy places the organism in Eukaryota, Metazoa, Arthropoda, Insecta, Lepidoptera, Tortricidae. Gene Ontology annotation, cellular component: membrane. Gene Ontology annotation, biological process: sodium ion transmembrane transport.